Amoebophrya sp. A25 is the source of this 2605-nucleotide messenger RNA. NCBI's taxonomy places the organism in Eukaryota, Dinophyceae, Syndiniales, Amoebophryaceae. The record is from the annotation of a GenBank genome assembly.
GCUUGAUCCGAUCAUCAUUCUAGACCGGAAUCAAAAUCAACAUCAAGAUCCUUCUCGCCUCCUAGGUACUCGGAUGCUUACAUCAGGUUUGAGAAAUUAUUGAUUUUUCGUCGUCCAACAUGGAUAAAUAAUGUCAGAAGAUGGCGAGUAGUCCCAGCUCCGCGCCUCGCUCGCCAACAAGGGCGCGCCUAACUCUGCCAUGGGUGCCUCCUGAGGCUGUCGAAACCACGAAAGGGAGCUCGGCUUUAUCACUCCUCCAGAGUAACAGUUAUGGUGAGUGAGAUGCCUAAUAAUUCACAAUCUUCAACUUCAUCAUCAUCAGACCCUGCUGUUUAUGUACUAAAACAGAGCACCCACGGUAGUCUAUAUUGAUUUUUCGGUAUCCACCGGACCCUCGUCUAAUCUAGUCGUUCGUUUCAGUGGUUCUGUGCAUGGUAUGUGCAGACUUACGAUAACGCAGAGGGGCAGAAGUUUAUAGCCCAACAAUGCAACGCAGGGUCGGCUGCAUCAGGUGGGUCUGGUGGGCGCUAUCGAGUCGGAGGUACCAGAUGGAAAUCCCGAUAUGAAAAUGACCAAGCUUCCACUUCCGAUACGGAACGUGCGACCAAUAGACCACCUAUCCUCGAGCAGCGAAGCGUCAGUCGCGAUGAGGAGGUGGCCGCGGGUGCGACACUGGAUAGUGUUCGCUUUGUCAGCGUAUUACGGGCAGUUGCGCCAGCGGGAACGACGAUAACGGAGAGCGAGUUUCUGCAGUUGUAUGUACGGCCUCUGGAUCAUUUGCUUAUGGUUACAGGAAUGUCUUAGCCUUAUCGACCUUGAUGAACAGUGAAGAGUCAUUCUUUUUAUGUAUCUGCUUCUAUUGGCUUAGUUUACUACUGUGGUUUUAUUACAAUCAAUAUAUGACUCAGGGCCGGACGGCCGCCCCCUCCCCCCCUCUGUGGUCUGGUCUGUGGUGGCGCGCGCGCGCGCUUUUCCGCGCGGAUUUUUCGCGGAUUCUAGUGGGGGAAGGCGUCAAAACUUGGCAGGGGCCUCCCCUUGGGCCUCUCAGCGUGUUCCUGAGGGGCCUCCUGGCCUCUGCUGACCCUCGCAGGCGGGAGGCCUCCGGGGUAAAAGGCCGCCGGUCGGAGGCGGCCACGGUCGCAAGAGCAAGCAAGCCGAUGACCCAGGGCCCGGAGGGUGGGGGGGGCCGUCGCCCCGCGCCCUGGCGCAUAUAUAUACUCAAUGUUGAAGCUUCUUUUCCUAAUGUAUGCAUUGUUCGGUGGAGACCUGCACGGACUGUUUGACUCAGUAAAGUUUCUUGCUGCUGUUAUCGAUGGAACAGAACCAACGCUGCGUCUGUAUCUCGCGCAUAACGCGGCCGACCUAUUCCGGCGACUCUCCAAGAAAAGAGCAGAGGUACAACUACUCAAACUUAACUGUUGUUUGUUUCUUUCCCACAGUCUGGUGUCGAGAUACAAUCCGAGAGGCGUUGAGUACUUAUAUAUAUAAAUAUUUAUAAAAAUGUUGUUCUUACCCUUACGUCACGUAUCCAAACUGGAUGGAGAUGUUCUUAUGGACUUUGAUGUCAUCGGCCUCAUCCUCAUCCUCAAAGGUAGUCGAAGCACGGACCGGACGAUGUGUUCCAUCAGUCAACUGGGGGGAUUUCAUCACGGUGCUCGAAGCACUUGUCGGCGCAGAUGGAAGCGUCAUCAACCGACUCAGGCACAAGAUCGCGACCGGUGGGUCUUCAACUUUAUGUUUAUACCAUUUGAUCUCCACGCCACACCUUUGCUUACUUAGCAGGUUGCUCAUCGUCAUACGGUGCAGUUUCUAGGACAUCUUUCCAUUCCCCGCCAAAUGAGGAGAACUAGAUUCAUGUAUUUUCUCUUUCAUAGCGAGCAAGCGGCACAGCGAAAACUUCGUCCUCUGCGACAGCGAAUCAGCUGAGUGGCGGGCUAUCGCUCGUGCACGUUCUCAGCCGGCGGAGCGUUUAUCUAACGGAAGCCGAGUUCGUGCGCGGACUAGAUCUUGGAGUAGACCUGUUCAUGCAAGAAGCCCAGGACUCUUGCUCCCUUGACAUGGAUCUACGUGGAGAUCGCGGCGGGCCUCGCACUACUUAUCAUGGUGAACCGCGUGGCCGUCCAGAGCGUGGCCGCGGACCAAAGUCAGUGGCGUGUAGCAUAUUGUAAUGGAAACGAGAAACGAUCUGCUACGUCUUUUACAUAUUUUGAUGGAAGACAAGAACAAGUUGUAGUAGGUUUUGAUGAUUCAUCAUUAGAAUUUUUCUCAUAGAAUCAUAAUCAUUCGACGAAGCAGAAAAAUUGUAUCUGUAACAUACGAGAUCGAGAUCCUUUCCUCUUACAAGCGCGUCUUACUGGAAGGCAUCAACUCCAGAUUCGAUGAAAAAAUGUUGAUCCUAGUACUGCUAAGACAAAAGCUCAUUUUCAGAAAAAGCUCUACAAGAUUUUUCCCGGUCGACCACAAAAUAAGGGAAUGCGUGUGUUGAAGAUCUCCUAUUAUAGAAAUGAAGAUGUACUACAACAAGCACUGUUCUACAAGAAGCUCAAGAGAAAGAAAACCGAGGACUCACAUCAAGGACCAAGUAGAUAAAAGUGGGCGCCAUGAG